UUUUAUCUCCACUAAUAAAGAACUCGCAAAAUCAAAUAAGUCAAAAGCGAAAAGAGAAGUUUGUUAAAUAUGGCAGAUAAAAACGGAUAUACUAGUGUAAAAACAAAUACCGACAACUUGAAGAGGACGGGUACAAAACGAUCUACCAAAAUUGUCGCUUGGUGUCUGAUAAUAUUAAAUGUGUUACUGCUGGCUGCACUGUUAAGUCUAGUGAUAGGAUGGCGGGAAUACAGAAAGAAAAGCCUAACUCCACAUGAACAAACCGUAUGUCAAAAUUGCACCGAAAUCGGGCUUGAUGGCAAGGAAUUACCAGAGGAAAUGGCCGCAAAGAUAACAAGAGAUAUGACUGGCAAUUCGACGGAAUGGAUUUGCUGUGGAUAUACAAGUGAUGUUUUAAACUGGAUGGUUACUAAGGCAAUACACGACAGAGGAACAAGUGUCAAGUCAAGUAUUUAUCCGUUGAUAUCUAAAGAGUGCAAGAAGACAACACAAGCAAAGCCGUCUGCGCAAGUCAACGGAAUAUCAGUGUCAGAAAUGACAAAAGAACAAACAGACGUAAUACAAUGGAAUACAACUGAAUCUUCAUUUAUUGGAGAAGGGAUCACUUACAAAAAUGGCAGACUGACUAUCAAACAGCCGGGCUACUAUUACAUAUUUUCACAGAUAAAGCUGAGAAAUAUUCCUCUUUCAUACUCGACAAGUGACGUAUUCGCGAGUGAAACUUUGCCUAAUCACUGGAACCAUUAUAUUUUCCACGUCUCAAGUGAAAAUGGAAAAGAACAAAAGAUUCUCGAAAGUAGUAAGUCGCGUUGUGAAAUGCCAUCUUUUGGGGAUGAGACUACAAGUUCAUUUGGUGCAGUAUUUUACCUGGCAGAAAAUGACGAGGUUUUUGUAAAUACUUCCCAUCCACAGUAUCUUGCACCUUGUCAAGAAGGGAACCAUUUUGGUUUAUACAUGACUUGACAUAUAUUGUAAAAUAUCAUCUGUGACACACGUGAUCCCUUGGAAUGGAAUGUUCCAUUCGUUUAUUUAUCGUCUCACUUGUAUGUUUGUGUAUUCAUUAUGUAUAUAUUUUCUAGUGAUUUCAGUUGAAGACUAUUUCAUUGGAAAUAGAUAAAUGACAGGGUUCUGCAGGCGUUGUUGUGAUCUACAGAAGUUGAAGUUCAAUGAUAUUACACAUUAACUUAUUUCCUAUAUUCAUUUAAACAAUAUGACAAAUAAAAUAGGGUUCAUAGAGUAUCUUGAUCUCCAAUUUUGUUUGGUUCGAAAGGAUUUUUCAGGCCUGGAUCCCAUGUGGGCCUUUCGAUGGGAAAAUAGUAAAAUCAGUUGAAUAGAUGCUGUAUUUGAGAUAAAAUAUUCAGAUGUAUAUAAUAAACUUUGUUAUUAUUUGACAUUAGCUUGUACGAUAAACUUAUAUGUGCAUAAUUAUUUAACGAUUGAUAGAACAUACUUUUUCUACAAUAAAAAGUCUAUAAUGCCUAAACAUCAUACUCUUAUCAGUAAUAAGACCUUUUUUCGUUAUGUUAAUGUAAAAUAUCAUAAAGCAGAAGGGGUGAAAAUUUUCUCACCAGUCCUAUAAAGUAACUGGUCAAUGGUUUAUUCGAUUAGAUGAAGUAAAUAAGACGACGUUUCUGUGUUAACAUGUAUUGAACAAACACAAGAAAUAAAUAAUUUGAUUUCUGCAAAUAAACAGAAAAAGGCCCGGGUUAAUCGAAAUGAAAUGAUAAUUAAUAAAGAUAAUGCUAAUUUAUAUUUCGGAGUAUGUAAUAUAUCAUUACACAAUGUUUAUUAGAUAAUUCUAUUCAACGAACCGGUUUUAUGCAUCUUAAAUGUGUUUUUGCAAUAUUAAAAACUUCUGCGAAAAUUUCCUUUGGAAGCUCAACUCAACUCAACCAAAAAUAUAAUAGUAGACUCGGUUUAAUUGAGUCUUUUCAUUAGAGGUAAUGCAAUUUGCAAUAACGAUCAUCAUGCCCCGAAAUACAGGCUUAUGCGGAAUUCUAUUACAGUAUAUAUGAUGUUCGAUCCCAAUGAAUCGGAAAAUAUAACGACACUGCUUGCAAGUUCAAGGAGACACUCUGCACUUAGAGGCAAUACACAAAGCUGCACACAAUACGUUUAUGCUGGAUUAUGAAAUAAUUCAUAAAAUAAUUCAUUUUUCUUUUGCAAGCUGUUGUCUGCAUGUGCUUUGCUUGAUAUUUUUGUCAUCAGAUUUUCUCCUUAAUAUGGUACUGUUGCAGCCGUAUUUCAUGACAGCGAUUAUUAUUUUCUAGCGUUUGUAAUUUUUAUUUUAAUCAUAAUCAAAUCUUUAGUUAGUGCAUGUUUCAUGAGCAAUUAGAUUUGCAUCUGUUAAGUUUAUAAACGCACUGAGGUACGUGUAACCACCGAACCUAAUUUUACCUGAUACUCAGAAAUGUUCAAAGUUCUUCCUUCUAUAGAAAGCAUAGAUUUAUUGUAAAACUCCUUAUUGGAUAAAUAUUUCCUCUUUAAAUCCUUUGUUUAGAAACUGGUUGCAUUUUUUGUAUUCAUAUCAUUAUGUUUAAAACCUGUUUAUAUUGAAGUCAAUAAAACUAAAGAUAUAAA
This is a messenger RNA of Mercenaria mercenaria, 2580 nucleotides long. RefSeq names its product tumor necrosis factor ligand superfamily member 14-like. The transcript has 5 exons. Lineage: Eukaryota; Metazoa; Mollusca; Bivalvia; Venerida; Veneridae. The coding region runs from base 70 to 963 and encodes 297 amino acids. Gene Ontology annotation, molecular function: tumor necrosis factor receptor binding. Gene Ontology annotation, cellular component: membrane. The record is from RefSeq and is a predicted model, not a curated record. Gene Ontology annotation, biological process: immune response.